Messenger RNA from Electrophorus electricus (electric eel), 3237 nucleotides. RefSeq names its product frizzled class receptor 3a (gene fzd3a). NCBI's taxonomy places the organism in Eukaryota, Metazoa, Chordata, Actinopteri, Gymnotiformes, Gymnotidae. Gene Ontology annotation, biological process: canonical Wnt signaling pathway; non-canonical Wnt signaling pathway. Gene Ontology annotation, molecular function: Wnt receptor activity; Wnt-protein binding. Gene Ontology annotation, cellular component: plasma membrane. The record is from RefSeq and is a predicted model, not a curated record.
CGUUUUGCAGAAGGAAACGAAACUUCUGCAGCUUGGUUUUGCAUGGUUCUCUGGUUGGCAGCACGUACUGCGUGUCUUUAAUGUGGCCUGGGAACUUUUAUUACACUCCUGCGCACGCUCCGCGUCGGGCGACGAGACCGCUGCACUGGCAGCGCGCUACCGUGUGAUGCGCGCGCCCGGACGAACCUGCCGCGAGAGACCGGGCUUGUAUUGUUAAACCGAGGAGGAGCCGCCGAGUCCCGCACGUGAGUCUUCGUGCUGAGACAGAGCAAAGCAAGUCAUCCAGAGAUGCACUGUUGCCUAAUCGUGGUAAUCCAGUGACAGUCCGCUUUAGCUCCCACUCAGCAAAGCAGCAGCGGACACGUCCAACCCCGAGAUGACGGAGGCUCUCCUUCCGUUCUAACGCACAUCUGAGCCAAUCCCCCGAGACCCGGAGUAGACAGCACUUGCCUCUGCUACCAUGCGUUGGACGUGUCCCAGGACUAUGGGCGUGGCGUGGAUGCUGACCUCGGCGUUGAGCGCCUGCGUGGCUAUCAACGUGGAGUCGGCCGGCAGUCACAGCGCAUUCACCUGUGAGCCCGUCACCCUGAGGAUGUGCCAUGGUCUCGCCUACAACACCACGUUCAUGCCCAACCUGCUUAACCACUACGACCAGCAGACGGCAGCUUUGGCUAUGGAGCCCUUCCACCCCAUGGUGAACUUGGAGUGCUCGUCUGACCUGCGGCCCUUCCUCUGCGCCCUGUACGCGCCCGUCUGCACCGAGUACGGCCGCGUGACACUUCCCUGUCGACGCUUGUGCCAGCGUGCCAGGAGCGACUGCUACAAGCUCAUGGACAUCUUUGGCGUCAGCUGGCCCGAGGAGAUGACCUGUAGCAGGUUUCCGGACUGCGACGAAACCUACCCCCGAGCAGUGGACCUUCUCCCGAACGCCGGCGGCACGGGCAGACCUCCGCCGUCCGUGCAGAGGGACUACGGCUUCUGGUGCCCCCGCGAGCUGAAGAUGGACCCCGAGCUGGGCUACUCCUUCCUGGGCGUGCGCGACUGCUCACCCCCCUGCCCCAACAUGUACUUCAGCCGCCACGAGCUGGCCUUGGCACGCUACAUCAUCGGCGGGGUCUCCAUCAUCUGCCUCGCUGCCACCCUCUUCACCUUCCUCACCUUCCUCAUCGACGUGGGCCGCUUCCGUUACCCGGAGCGGCCCAUCGUCUUCUACGCCGUCUGCUACAUGAUGGUGGCGUUGGUGUUCUUCCUGGGCUUCCUGUUGGGCGAGCGGGUGGCGUGUAACGCCGCGGCCCCGGGCAGCUUCCGUGCCGCCACCGUCACGCAGGGCUCGCACAACAAGGCCUGCACGUUGCUCUUCAUGACGCUCUACUUCUUCACCAUGGCGGGCGGCGCCUGGUGGGUGGUCCUCACCGUCACCUGGUUCCUGGCUGCCGUGGCCAAGUGGGGCAGCGAGGCCAUCGAGAAGAAGGCGCUGCUGUUCCACGCGGCGGCCUGGGGCGUGCCCGGGGCACUCACCGUGGCGCUGCUCGCCCUUAACAAGGUGGAGGGCGACGGCGUGAGCGGCGUGUGCUUCGCCGGCGUCCACGACGUGGCGGCCCUGCGCUGGUUCCUGCUGGCGCCGCUGGCGCUGGCCGUGGGAGUGGGCGUAGCGCUGCUGCUGGCCGGCAUAGCCGCACUCAACCGCGUGCGCAUGGAGAUCCCGCUGGAGAAGGAGAACCAGGACAAGCUGGUGAAGUUCAUGAUCCGGAUCGGCGUCUUCUCUGUGCUCUACCUGGUGCCCCUGCUCACAGUCAUCGGCUGCUACCUGUACGAGCAGAGCUACCGGCCCGUGUGGGAGCUCACCUGGGUGCAGGACUGGUGCCAGCAGUACCACAUCCCCUGCCCAUUCCAGGUGGAGCGGCUCAGCAGGCCCAGUCUGGCGCUCUUCGUCCUGAAGUACCUGAUGAUGCUGGUGGUGGGCGUCCCCUCCGUCUUCUGGGUGGGCAGCAAGAAGACCUGCUUCGAGUGGGCCAGUUUCUUCCACGGCCACCGCAGAAAAGACGGCACGAUGCAUGAGAGCCGGCAGGUGCUACAGGAACCCGACUUCACCCAGCUCCUUCUGCGCGAGCCCGGGGUGCCGGUGGUGCGCAAAUCAUGCGGCACCUCCACGCAGGGCACCUCCACCCACGCUUCCUCCACCCACCUGGCCAUGCUGGAUGAGCCGGCCAGCGGCAGCACUAGCCGGGCGGGAAGCGUUCGCAGCAAGCCCGCCAGUUUCCACGGCAGCCUGCAGCGCUCACGCGACGGCAGGUACACAGCCUGUAGUUUCCGUGGCGCCGAGGACCACCUUCAUGAGCCGCCCCAGCACGGCACCUCCCACCGUCUGGAUAACCAAUCACCGCACGGCAGCUCGCAGCGCCUGGACAGCCAAUCGGGGCAUGGCAGCAUGCGGGACCUCAGCAGCAAGCCUCAGGCUGCGCACUGCGUCCCCGGCAACGGUGUCCACCGAGUCAUAGAGGAGGGCGGAGCCAUGGCCUAGGCUUUACGAGUCUCUGAAGAGAACGCAUACUGAGCAUGUGCACAUGAGCCACCAGGGAAGAAAUGGAAGUUACGGACCUUAAAACGAAACUUAACGUCUAUCAGAACUUUAAGGCCUAAUCCACCUCAGGACGAAGGCACAGUGAGGAAGACUACAUGGAUACAGGGUUGAGCUGAAGUCUAGCAGACAUGUCGAGUCUUUACAUUCCCACCCUGUGACCUUCUGAUCACAGGACUCCAGCAUCCACAGGGUAACCUGCCUUUUUAACGCUGUUCUGAAGCACUUGCUGCUUAAUGCUCAGGCCCAGAUUUUACCUGCAUCUGGCGUGUUUUUUUUUUUUUUUGAAGGACAUUUACAGGUUAACAGGUUCCAUUCCGCUGUUUCCAUGGCACCUUCAUCUCCUCUCCUCCAGUUUCCCUACAACAGGAGUAGCUGUGGGUGGUGCUGGAUGCCUGCUUUAACCCAGAACUCGAUACCACCUCCAACCUCAAAUGCUUGUAACCGCUGUUCCAAAUGUAGGAUAUUUUUUUUUGUUUGUUGUUUUUUUUGUUUUUUUUUCCUUUCAUAAUUGAGUAACUGGAUAGUUUUAAAAAGUCUUCAAAUUUGUAUUUUUUUCAUUCAUGGUCCAGCACUAACUUAAAGUAGUUAUGUUAGUUGUGUUCAUUUUUUGUAAAUUGUGAAAUUUGUAACAAAGACCUUUUGUACACAUCUGGAAA